AUGGGAAAAGAUUAUUACAAAGCGCUGGGCAUUAGCAAAGGUGCCUCUGACGAUGAGAUCAAGAAGGCCUAUCGCAAGAUGGCUCUCAAGUACCAUCCGGACAAGAACAAGGAUCCUGGAGCCGAGAACAAGUUUAAGGUUGGUGUUUCCUUCUUGAAACAGUACGGGAAUUAUAUUUUUUCAUUCAGGAAAUUGCCGAGGCUUACGAUGUUCUGUCAGAUGAAAAAAAGAAGAAGAUCUACGAUCAGUUCGGAGAAGAAGGACUGAAAGAAGGCGGAGCCGGAGGAUCAGGAGCAGGCGGCGGCGGCGGAAUGCACUACGAGUUCCGUGGAGAUCCGAUGAACAUCUUCUCACAGUUCUUUGGAGGACACGAUCCCUUCGGAGCCGGUGGAGCCGGAAUGUUUGAUAUGGGUGGCGGCGGAUCUAAUAUGUUCUUUAUGAAUCAAGGAGGAAUGGACGACGGAAUGUUCGGAAUGCACGGUGGAGGUGGAAAAAGACAUCCCACACGACAGGAUCCUCCCGUUCAUCACGAUCUCCUCGUCACUUUGGAAGAUGUUCUGAAAGGAACAACGAAAAAGAUGAAAAUCACAAGAAAAGUGAUGGUGGACAACACCCAACGAAUGGAGGAUAAAGUGUUGACCGUCACGAUCAAACCAGGAUGGAAGUCUGGAACGAAGAUUACUUUCCCGAAGGAAGGAGAUCAGCAUCCGAACAGAACACCUGCUGAUAUUGUUUUGUCAUAAAGGACAAACCACACCAGAAGUUCAAGAGAGAAGGAUCGGACAUCAAGCGAGUCGAGAAGAUCUCCCUGAAGAAUGCCCUGACUGGCGUAGAUCUUAUGAUCCCUACUCUUGAUGGAACCGACUUCCACCUCAAGUUGAAUGAGAUUGUUAAGCCUGGAACUAUGAAACGGUAACUUGAGAUACUAGAUAUAAAAUAUUGAAUUCGGUGUUUUCAGUUUGACCGGACGAGGACUCCCCAAUCCGAAGACGCCAUCUGUUCGUGGAGACUUGAUUGUCGAAUUCGACGUGGAGUUCCCAACCCAGUUGACUCCUGGUCAGCGUCAAGCCAUUCUAGGGGCGUUCUAAUUGAUCCCCUCAUCUACAUAAUACCUUUCAGUCGAAUCGAGACGGGUACACAUUCACCUCAUAACCUAUCCGUUGUGUGUUUGA
Molecule: messenger RNA, 1172 nt
Organism: Caenorhabditis sp. 36 PRJEB53466
Lineage: Eukaryota; Metazoa; Nematoda; Chromadorea; Rhabditida; Rhabditidae
Source: the annotation of a GenBank genome assembly